This is a messenger RNA of Cheilinus undulatus (humphead wrasse), 4965 nucleotides long. Its product is annotated as ephrin type-B receptor 1-B. Lineage: Eukaryota; Metazoa; Chordata; Actinopteri; Labriformes; Labridae. Gene Ontology annotation, molecular function: transmembrane-ephrin receptor activity; protein binding; ATP binding. Bases 157 to 3180 code for a protein of 1007 amino acids. The record is from RefSeq and is a predicted model, not a curated record. Gene Ontology annotation, cellular component: neuron projection; plasma membrane. Gene Ontology annotation, biological process: cell surface receptor protein tyrosine kinase signaling pathway; protein phosphorylation; axon guidance. The transcript is spliced from 17 exons.
AUUGUCACACAUUGUUUACUACGGUUUGAAAUGUGACUCACAUCACGAGCUAUCUGCUGGAGUACCGCGCUGACAACCGAGGGGGAUUCUUUUUGACGCGCGCCGUGCGUCCUGGUAAUUUGGGGACAGACAGGCUGUGGACACUACCCUCUUGCCAUGACGGUGGAUUUGUUUGCGCUUUUAUGCGCGCUGGUCAUCACAUCUUCUGCGAUGGAAGAGACCGUGAUGGACACUCGGGUGGCCACAGCUGAACUGGGCUGGACAGCAUAUCCAAAUUCUGGGUGGGAGGAGGUGAGCGGCUACGAUGAAAACCUCAACACCAUCAGGACAUACCAGGUGUGUAAUGUAUUCGAGCCCAGCCAAAACAACUGGCUCCUCACCACCUUCAUCGAUCGGCGUGGGGCGCAGCGCAUCUAUGUGGAGAUCCGCUUCACCGUGCGUGACUGUAGCUCUAUCCCCAACGUCCCUGGAUCAUGCAAGGAGACUUUUAACCUCUACUACUAUGAAACUGAUGCAGUCAUUGCCACUAAAGGCACCGCCUUCUGGAUGGAGGCCCCCUACCUCAAAGUGGACACAAUUGCUGCAGAUGAAAGCUUCUCGCAGGUGGACUUUGGCGGACGUCUCAUGAAAGUCAACACAGAAGUGCGGAGCUUUGGUCCGCUUUCUAAAAAUGGCUUCUAUUUGGCCUUUCAGGACUACGGUGCCUGCAUGUCUCUACUGUCAGUCAGGGUCUUUUAUAAAAAGUGCCCGAGUGUGGUGCAGAACUUUGCAAUCUUUCCUGAGACCAUGACUGGGGCUGAGAGCACCUCCCUGGUUAUUGCCAGAGGAAUCUGCAUCCCAAACUCAGAGGAAGUAGACGUACCUAUAAAGCUGUACUGCAACGGAGAUGGAGAGUGGAUGGUUCCUAUUGGAAGCUGCACAUGCAAGGCCGGGUUUGAACCUGACAAUGGGAACGUGUGUCGAGCAUGCCCACCGGGUACCUUCAAAUCCACCCAGGGCCCAGGUCUGUGCCUUCAGUGUCCUACUAACAGCCGCUCUACAGCUGAGGCUGCCACCAUCUGUGUGUGCCGCAACGGCUACUACCGAGGCGACGCUGAUCAGCCAGAUGAACCCUGCACUAGUGUCCCAUCCAGUCCCAGGAAUGUGAUCUCAAUUGUUAAUGAAACCUCUGUGAUCCUGGAGUGGCAUUCCCCCAGAGAGACGGGUGGCAGAGACGACGUUGUCUACAACAUAGUGUGCAAAAAGUGCCAUGCUGACAGGCGCUCCUGCUCCCACUGUGACGACAACGUGGACUUUGUACCUCGACAGCUGGGUCUGACAGAAACCAGGGUGUUCAUCAGCAACCUGUUGGCUCACACCCUCUACAGCUUUGAGAUCCAGGCUGUCAAUGGAGUCAGCAACAAGAGCCCAUACCCUGCACAGCAUGUGUCCAUAGACAUCACUACCAACCAGGCUGCUCCCUCCAUAGUUCCCAUAAUGCACCAGAUAAGCUCCACCAUGAAUAGCUUCACUCUUUCAUGGCCACAGCCAGAACAGCCCAAUGGCAUCAUCCUGGACUAUGAGCUGCGCUACUAUGAGAAGGACCAUGCAGAGAUCAACUCCACCAUCCUGCGGAGUCAAACUAACACUGCCCGUGUGGAGGGCCUCAGGCCCGGUACGGUCUACGUGGUACAGGUGCGGGCACGGACUGUGGCCGGCUUUGGCAAAUACAGCAGCAAGAUGUGCUUCCAAACCCUCACAGAUGAUGACUUCAAGUCAGAGCUGAGGGAGCAGCUUCCUCUGAUUGCGGGGUCAGCGGCCGCAGGAGUGGUCUUUAUUGUUUCUCUUGUUGCCAUCUCCAUCGUAUGCAGCAGGAAAAGGGCGUACAGCAAGGAGGCUGUUUACAGUGACAAGUUGCAACAUUACAGCACAGGAAGAGAACUCUCUUUGCGAGCCGACAUGUCUAACUGCCCCUCCCCACUGGGCUGCCCGACCCACUUCUCAGGCUCCCCUGGGAUGAAGAUCUACAUCGACCCCUUUACCUACGAAGACCCAAAUGAGGCCGUACGAGAAUUCGCCAAGGAGAUUGAUGUCUCUACCGUCAAGAUCGAGGAGGUCAUUGGUGCAGGUGAAUUUGGUGAGGUUUACAAGGGUCGUCUGAAGCUGCCUGGUAAGAGGGAGAUCUACGUUGCCAUCAAGACGCUAAAGGCGGGCUACGUGGAUAAACAGAGGCGGGACUUCCUGUCUGAAGCAUCCAUCAUGGGCCAGUUUGACCACCCAAAUAUAAUUCGUCUGGAAGGCGUUGUAACAAAGAGUCGCCCGGUCAUGAUUGUCACGGAGUUUAUGGAGAAUGGCGCCCUGGACUCCUUCCUCAGGCAAAAUGAUGGCCAGUUCACGGUGAUCCAAUUGGUCGGGAUGAUGCGUGGGAUCUCAGCCGGAAUGAAAUACCUCUCAGAAAUGAACUAUGUCCACCGUGACCUGGCUGCACGGAACAUCCUGGUCAACAGCAACCUGGUGUGCAAAGUGUCCGACUUCGGCCUGUCACGCUACCUGCAGGAGGACACCUCUGAUCCAAGCUACACCAGCUCCCUGGGUGGGAAAAUCCCAGUGAGGUGGACAGCUCCAGAAGCCAUCGCUUAUAGAAAGUUCACCUCAGCGAGUGACGUAUGGAGUUACGGCAUUGUCAUGUGGGAAGUGAUGUCAUUUGGAGAGAGGCCUUACUGGGACAUGUCCAACCAGGAUGUGAUUAAUGCCAUUGAACAGGACUACCGUCUGCCCCCGCCCAUGGACUGCCCUAGUGCCCUGCACCAGCUCAUGCUGGACUGUUGGCAGAAAGACCGCAACGUACGACCUCGCUUCACAGACAUCGUCAGUACCCUGGACAAGAUGAUCCGCAACCCCACCAGCCUCAAAACUGUAGCCAACAUCCCUGCAGUGCCUUCUCAGCCACUGUUGGACAGAUCCAUACCUGAUUUUAACACCUUCAGUUCGGUGGAGGACUGGCUCUCUGCCAUUAAGAUGAGCCAGUACAGAGACAACUUCCUCAACUCAGGCUUCACCUCCCUGCAGCUGGUGGCUCAAAUGACCUCAGAAGACUUGCUGAGAAUAGGAGUGACCCUAGCAGGCCACCAGAAGAAGAUCCUCAGUAACAUCCAGUCCAUGAGGGUGCAGAUGAGUCAGUCCCCCACUACUAUGGCAUGACUACAGGGGGCGCUGUGCCAUGGAACGGGCAGCAUUCGUAGGACCAUCAACAAUGGCAGCCCUCGAAUGACCCCCGAUCCAUCGGAACGCGCCAGAGUCGAGACUAUUGUCUUAAUCUAAUCCACUACCAUGGCAACUGGAGACCAGGGUCAGCACUACCACAUGGUUUUAAAGCUAUAUCACUUUUCAUGCAAUCCACGCCAGGAGUUCAGGGUCCAGACUUGAUACUGUUCCUCCAUUUCUUCACAAAAGGAAGACAGACAUCAGCUGCUGCUGUUACAGACUGCCAUUCAUGUCAUUGUAAACCAAAAUAAUUCCAACAAUCAGACAUCAACACAGGGAAUCUCUCACAAAUCAGACUGUCUGGUAAAACAAGUGGUAUUGUACUUCUUUAUCAUUUGGACUAGAGGAUUUUUUAAAUGUAAAGACCAGUGUGAGAUGUUUAGGAUCAACACGUGACCUGUGAUUUAUACGUUGUCAAUGUGUGCAAUGAAGAUGCCUUGACCUGGCCAGAAAUAAGAAGAAGAGGAAGCAAUGAUCAGUAGGGUUAAUUAGUGGGAGAAAAAUACAGGGAUGUACAGUGGAGCACCAUUUUUAACUUUCACUCCAUCUUUUGCUUGUUUGAAGAAUUUUAAAGAUGUAUUGUAAAUGGACUGGUAAAAAAGAGAGCUAGUUUUAUUUUUUGUCUUUGCCAUCAGUUUGUUUGUUUUUAUCACUAUAGCAAGAAGCCGCCCACUUGUAUUUUAAUGUUAACACUACCUGUGGAGUUCUGGGUGGAAGGCCUUGCCAAAGGACUUCUCACCUAACCCCACCCAGAUUCAGAGAAUAUAAAUAUGUUUAUCUCUUGCAAAAUAUGAUAUAUCUUUCAUAAUAAACCUUCAUAUUGAAGGUGAUAUGUAUGAAUAUGUAUGUACAGAACUCUCUGCUUGCAUUUUUGGCAACGACAUACUUGUUGACUAGAUUGUGAUAGACACAUGCAAUGUGUAGAUUCCUACCACGCCCUGAUUCUCUUUGGACUGAACUGGAGACACUGGGUUAUGGACCCCCAGUUCAAGGUUCACAAGGACAAUCUUGACUAGACUUCAACCUGAGGACAGGGCAAAGAAUUGGUAUUGUAGAUCUAUAUGAAAAUUGCUGUAGGAGUUAAAUAAUUGACAAAAUAUCCAUUUAUUGGAGAUCAUGUUUAAUGUGGGUGUACACAUGCUGUCUAUUGCUGGUGAGCACUUACUUGUACAGAUAUGUUUUAUGUUUUUAUGUCCUUUGUUUUGUUGUUGUUUGUGUUGGGAGUCCUCAGCACCAUCCAAAAGGGGGGAGGAACCGCCACGCCUUGGCCAGCCCAGAUCCACGGCUAUGGACUCCCAAGAUCUACCCCCAUAUAAAACAGCAUACACAUAAGAUACGCACAGACACUGUGAAUGCUCAGAAGAACUACUGUUGGCGGCCAGUGAGGAAGCAGACUGGGUGAAAUGGGACUAGAAACCUCCUAUGGUACACAAUGGAUGGUGGAGCUGUGCACAUGUCAUCAUUUGUUCAUUUGGGUGUGAAAGAGAGUGAAUGUAUGUAUGUACGUUUGUGCAAAGCAGGCACAUUUGUGUGUAGAGACAUUUUGUGUGCACAGGUACAUUGUUGGAGAGAGUGAACUGUUCUUUUUUCUUAUUUUGUUCAUUUCUGUAUAGCUACCACUUGUAAAUUGUGACAAGUACGUGUCAAGAGUUUGUAAGCUGUAACUUUCUGAGAACUAUUGUACUAAAAUGCACUCAAUAAACGCCUUGGAAAACAAGUCAA